Molecule: messenger RNA, 1464 nt
Organism: Nicotiana attenuata
Lineage: Eukaryota; Viridiplantae; Streptophyta; Magnoliopsida; Solanales; Solanaceae
Exons: 1
Coding region: 234-1358 (374 amino acids)
Cellular component (GO): endoplasmic reticulum
Source: RefSeq, a predicted model, not a curated record
UGUAUUCCUAUAACAACAAAAAGAAAACUUCGAAUAUUUUUGACUUCUCAUAUAAUGUUAUCAAUUACACUACAAUCAUACACCUUCAAAUCAAAGCUUUUAACCGUGCCUCAGAUUCAUAGGCUUGCUGGCCAAGUUAGUUUGAAUGGAAAAAAGAAAAAUAUAUUUUAAUUUUAGUAAUUUCAAGUUAUAUUCCGUCGACAAACUGACGAAAAACACCAAAGCUUAGUACAAUGAAACCAAGUUUCGCCCUUACCGUUUUCAACGCCCUUUUCAUCUCCGUCACUUUAAUCAUUUCCUCCGCCGCUAAACACCGCCACGUCAUCAAUUUCCGAUCACCGAACCUUUUUCCGGAGUCAUUCACUUGGGAUCCCAAAUCACACAACUUCAUCGUCGGCGGUAUACGUCAUCAGAAACUCCUUUCCAUUUCCGACGCCGGCGUAACCGAAACCCUACUCUCCGACACCGAUUUACCGGGAAAUUCCUCGUUCCUCGGCCUCGCCAUCGACCGCCGUAACAACCGCCUCCUUGCUUGCAUUCACCGUAUCCCUACCCCCACUUCACCUUCCCCGUUCAACGCACUCGCUGCCUACGACCUCAAAUCCCGCCGCCGCAUUUUCCUCACGCCUCUCCUAGACAGCGACGAUCAAAAUCCGAUCGCCACCGUGACGGAGACAAUCCGCCCCGCUGCCGCAAAUGAUGUCGCCGUUGAUUCCUCCGGAAACGCUUACGUGACCAACUCCGAUGGCGAUUUUAUCUGGAAAGUGAACUUCGCCGGCGAAGCUUCGGUUUUGUGGAGAUCGGAGGUCUUCAAAUCUCAUCCCGUGGACAUGACCGCAGAUUAUCACAAAUGCGGACUAAACGGCAUCGUUUUUACAUCUAAAGGGUAUUUACUUGUGGUCCAAUCAAAUACAGGCAAAAUGUACAAAGUCAACGUUGAUGACGGGACGGCAAAGACCGUUAAUUUGGAUAAAGAUUUAACGGCAGCUGAUGGUAUGUCCGUUAGAAGUGACGGCGUAGUUGUAGUGGUGAGUCAGCACAAGCUUUAUUAUGUGAAGAGCGCGGAUAAUUGGGUUAAUGGAGUAGUGUUUGACGAAAUUACCCUUGACGCGGAGGGGUUUGCAUCUUCUGUUACAAUUGGGGACAGGAAUAGGGUGUAUGUGUUAUAUGGGCAUAUUAUGGAGGGUAUAAUGGGAAAUGCAGAUAGAGAAGAGUUUAGUAUAGUGGAAAUGGAGGAAGAGAAUAAAGAGGAUAAUAUUUGGUUGUUUGUAUUGGCGGGAUUUGGGUUAGUAUAUUUCUUGUUUUGGAGAUUCCAAAUGCGUCGACUUGUCCAAAACAUGGAUAAAAGAAUAGCUUAGGUCUUAAUUUUCUUUUUGUUGUUGUUUUUUCUGUUAUUUUUUCACUGUCUCAUGUAUUUGUUUUGGAAAUAUAUUUUGAUAAAUGACAAGUAUUAUUCUCCUUUUC